AUGCAGGCUCUAAAUUUGGGCGUUGGUGACAAUGUGCCUGUAUUUACGGUCCUCUUUGAAAGUGAAAAGACAAACAGUGCAGCUCUCCAGCAAUAUCCGGACAAGACAGUGUCAUCAGGCGUGCAGCCCCGUCGGGGCGUCGUGCAUAAAAGCUCUCGCAGGCGUAGUGGCGCGGCCUUCUUGGCAUCUGCCACAGCACUUGUUGUGCUAAUCUUCUUGUGUACGCGAGGGCAGAAGAAAUGGAAUCAACUGCCUGCCUAUGGUCGGCAGCUGUCGGAGGAUGAAGACUCCAGUGCGGUUGUCAAACGCCCAUGGUGCAGCGAUUCGGGAGAAGAUGCAGAUAUUUCAUCUGAUGACAAUACGACGGAGAUGCCUCCCAUGCUUGAGCCACUUGCUAAGCGUGCACGUAUUGAGGCGGAGUCUGAUGAUAGCAGGGAGCUACCUAGUGUUGACACAGGCGCGCAACAAGCGGCACGGGCCUCAUCGAAGGGGGCCAUUAGACCAACUGGCGCAAUUGGAUGGCGUCGCCGACUGCGUCCCAUACUGCCUAAGCCCCCUGCUUCUAAGAUUGAAGCUGGGCGGUGGAGUGGGCAUGAACUUCAAGCGGCUGCUGGACUGCUGAAAUUGUGGGCGCCAGAUUCCCCUGAAAUUGAAUUACCUGAUGCAGCUGCAGUGUGUUGUUCAGAGAGUGGUAGAAGAUUUCCUGUGACGCUGACUAUGCGUGAAAUUCAAGCCAUUGUUGCGUUGCAUCAAUUGGGGGAAUUGACUGGCUCCGAGGGCGCCCCUGGUGAAAGAGAUGAUGGACAGGUGGAGCCUGAGGAUGAGGCUCAGCCUUCAACGAGUGCGGCAGCACAAGAAGCUGAAGCUGACGAACAGCAGCGGUUGCUAGACACAUUCGUGCAGGACCUACUGUCAACUGUUACUCCGUCUUCUGCUGGUGGAUCUACCUCGGCCGUGCAAGAAGACCCGAGUACACAUCCAUUUUGUCGUUUGCCGUCUGUUGACCGUAGUACAAUUGUGCGAUAUUUUGACCCAGAUCGUGUCUUUUUUCCCCCUCAGGUGACGGACAAACCGUUCCGACAAUUUUUAACAGCUCAUGAUCUUCUCAUCAAGCCGACACUUUCUUCCAAGGAAUUGUUGUAUCUAACUAAUGCUGCGGAGAAUCUAGCAGCUUACGCUGUAUCGUAUCAAAAUUUUGGUAUUCGGGAUCUUCAUGCGAAUGCCGCUGCCAAACAUCUCGGCCUCCGUUUCCUCGUGUUUGACGUCAUUGUGUCCACAUUAGAGCUGCUCGGUCAAAAGCCGGAAGGCGUUUGGUGGAAGAGACUUACUGCUGCAGUCCCUCAUGAAUACCCUCCGUCCCCCAUUCUUCAUAGUUUGACAGCUACACGCCUCUUCAACGUAGCCCUCUGCCACAUGCUUACCACUUCCUUGGAAACUUUGAAGUCUGGGUGUCGUCCGCCAUGUAGUAAAAAUUUGGGGCUCAAGCGGUUCCUGUUUUGCUUUAAACAAUCUCCGCCGCGUUUUAAAACGGCUAAUUUUGAUGCCUGGAGAAGUGACGACAAGGGUUUCUCUGAGGGGCGUAAAGGUCCAGGUUAG
This is a messenger RNA of Eimeria necatrix, 1596 nucleotides long. RefSeq lists its product as hypothetical. Lineage: Eukaryota; Apicomplexa; Conoidasida; Eucoccidiorida; Eimeriidae. The record is from RefSeq and is a predicted model, not a curated record. The transcript has a single exon. Bases 1 to 1596 code for a protein of 531 amino acids.